AUGACCGACUAUAGCACACAUACCGUUAAGAAACUGAGAGAAUUAUUUUGGAAAGCCAAAUUCGUACAUUUCAAUCCUUUAAGCAAGGCUGAAUUGGUUCAAUUAUGUGAGAAAUUUGACACGUUAUUUGCGCCUCUUACACUUGAAACCCUGCCAGAAGGCCACCCAUUGGAUGCGGACAAACUUGCAGAGAUUCAUGAUGAAAUACAAGAGAUACGUUUGAUAAAGGAAGGGAAAUCUACGUCCAAAGCACCAGCUUCUAGUGCUCCAGAGACUAAGCGUAAAAGAAACGAGGAUACGGCAACGGAAGCAAAAAAGCGAAAAGUUUCCGAUGAAAAGAGCAAAGAUGGAGCAGCCAAUGACCCAGACAUUGAGAAACCUCAAGAAGACACUACUGGAUUGUCUCAGACAAAAUCUACCAUGCCGCACGCCAAAAGUACAUCCACUCCGAAUCCCGGGUCACCAGGAUCAUCAGAUAGCGACAAUUCCGAUGACGACAACCGAACACCUGACGAUAGACCUAAAGAUGGUUCCGAGGCUUCCAAAGACGACAAAAAAUCGCCCAAGGUCAAGAGACGGUCUCCCAAAAUCGGAAUGAGUGGGACUUCUCCCGUUCCGCAGAAGGGAGCGAGCGAAGGAGAGCUUGAACCCCACAACCUUCACCUUGGAACCCACAAGGUGGAUGAUUAUACCAUGAAAUGGGAUCCCAUUGAUGAGAGCAUUCCAGAUAGUCGUCUGACUUGGUUUGAACGGGAGCAGCGUGAUAGUUGGAGGAAGAGGAAGGCUUGUGAACAGGCAGGGACACCGUACGAAGAGCGGAAACCAGAACCAACGAAGAAGUUCAACUGGAAGGAGAAGUUUUUGCGUGAAGGUAUUUGA
This is a messenger RNA of Exserohilum turcica Et28A, 879 nucleotides long. RefSeq lists its product as uncharacterized. The record is from RefSeq and is a predicted model, not a curated record. The transcript has a single exon. Lineage: Eukaryota; Fungi; Ascomycota; Dothideomycetes; Pleosporales; Pleosporaceae. Bases 1 to 879 code for a protein of 292 amino acids.